Messenger RNA from Chrysemys picta bellii (western painted turtle), 531 nucleotides. The record is from RefSeq and is a predicted model, not a curated record. Lineage: Eukaryota; Metazoa; Chordata; Testudines; Emydidae.
GUACUGGACCUCUCUGAGCAACCUGGUGGCAUCCCUGCUAAACUCGGUCUGCUCCAUCGCCUCCGUGCUCCUCCUCCUCUUCCUCUUCAUCAUCAUCUUCUCCCUGCUGGGGAGGCAGCUCUUUGGCGGGAAGUUCGACUUUGAAGACAUGGAGGUGCGGCGCAGCACCUUCGAUAACUUCCCCCAGGCGCUCAUCAGUGUCUUCCAGAUCCUGACCGGAGAAGAUUGGAAUUCAAUCAUGUACAAUGGGAUCAUGGCUUAUAAAGGGCCCUCCUUCCCCAGCGUGCUGGUAUGCAUUUACUUCAUCAUCCUCUUUGUCUGCGGGAACUAUAUCUGCUCAAUGUCUUCCUGGCCAUCGCUGUGGACAAUCUGGCCGAGGCCGAGAGCCUGACGUCGGCCCAGAAAGCCAAAGCCGAGGAGAAGAAGCGAAGGAAAAUGUCCAGGUCGGUGCUGCUCUCUGCUGCUUAAAAGCGGGAACCCCCAAGGGCCCAGGGCUUGCAAAUCAAUGUGAGCUGCUGGUCUUGGGCAUCA